AUUCCCCUCAGCCAUGGAGAGCCAGAGAGUCCAGUCCUCCUACAGGAAGCGCUUCGGCCCCCAGGGCUCCAGCGGAUCGGGGCCCCGGUACGGGAGCCUUUCCUCCGGCCGCUUCUCCUGGCACGGCACCUCCCGCGCCUUCACCCACUCCAGCCCGGUGUCGCGGGUGUCCCUGGGCUCCACGGCGGCCGCCCUGCUGCUCGGCAGCCCCGUGGACCGGCUGGACUUCUCGGCGGACUCCCUGAUGAAGGCCCAGUUCAAGGAGACGCGCACCAACGAGAAGGUGGAGAUGAUGGGCCUGAACGACCGCUUCGCCAGCUACAUCGAGAAGGUGCGGCUGCUGGAGCAGCAGAACAAGGUGCUGGUGGCCGAGCUCAACCAGCUGAAGGGGAAGGAGCCCAGCCGCCUGGGGGACAUCUACCAGGAGGAGCUGAGGGAGCUGCGCCGGCAGGUGGACGCUCUCACCAGCGGAAAGGCCCGGCUGGAGAUCGAGAGGGACAACCUGGCGGCGGACCUGGCCAUGCUGAAGCAGAGACUGCAGGAUGAGAUCGGCCUCCGGCAGGAUGCAGAGAACAGCUUGAACGCCUUCAGACAGGAUGUGGACGAGGCGGCUCUGAAUCGUGUCCAGUUGGAGAGGAAGAUCGAGGCCCUGCAGGAUGAGAUCAACUUCCUGAAGAAGAUUCACGAGGAGGAGCUGCGUGAGCUGCAGGAGCAGAUCAUGGCCCAGCAGGUCCACGUCGACCUGGAUGUUUCCAAACCCGACCUGACUGCUGCUCUGAGAGACAUCAGGGUCCAGUAUGAGACCAUGGCCUCUUCAAACAUGCAGGAGACGGAGGAGUGGUACAGAUCCAAGUUUGCUGACCUGACGGAUUCGGCCAAUCGGAACGCAGAAGCACUGCGGCAGGCCAAGCAGGAGGCCAACGAGUAUCGGAGGCAGAUCCAAGUGGUGACCUGCGACCUGGAGGCUCUGCGAGGCACCAACGAGUCUCUGGAGCGCCAGCUCCGAGAGAUGGAGGACCGCUGCGCCAUGGAGACCGCCAACUACCAGGACACGGUGAACCGCCUGGAGGAGGAGAUCCAGGCGCUGAAGGAGGAGAUGGCCAGGCACCUGCAGGAGUACCAGGACCUCCUCAACGUCAAACUGGCCCUGGACAUCGAGAUCGCCACCUACAGGAAGCUCCUGGAGGGGGAGGAGAGCAGGAUCACCAUCCCAGUGCAGAGCUUCUCAAACCUGCAGUUCAGAGAAACUAAUUUGGACACCAAAACCCCGGAAGCUCAUGUGAAGAGGAGCAUCCUGGUCCGGACUGUGGAGACCAGAGAUGGGGAGAUCAUUAAAGACACCACCACCGAGCACAAAGAUCUCCCCUGAAGCUGUAAAAAGCAG
Salarias fasciatus (jewelled blenny) is the source of this 1384-nucleotide messenger RNA. RefSeq names its product glial fibrillary acidic protein (gene gfap). Gene Ontology annotation, biological process: regulation of chaperone-mediated autophagy; intermediate filament organization. The record is from RefSeq and is a predicted model, not a curated record. The transcript is spliced from 9 exons. Gene Ontology annotation, molecular function: structural constituent of cytoskeleton. Lineage: Eukaryota; Metazoa; Chordata; Actinopteri; Blenniiformes; Blenniidae. Bases 14 to 1369 code for a protein of 451 amino acids. Gene Ontology annotation, cellular component: cytoplasm; cell projection; intermediate filament.